Molecule: messenger RNA, 450 nt
Organism: Penicillium concentricum
Lineage: Eukaryota; Fungi; Ascomycota; Eurotiomycetes; Eurotiales; Aspergillaceae
Exons: 1
Coding region: 1-450 (149 amino acids)
Source: RefSeq, a predicted model, not a curated record
AUGCAUCCGUAUACCAAAGCCCAGGACAUGUUCGAUGACCUUGAAUGGAGGUUCGGCGACCGGAACGAUGCAACUGAAGCUUGCAAUGGGCUAGACAGACCAAAAAUGAAGCCCACAGACGACUUCCAUACCUUCCUAUGCAUGUUUUUGUACAAGUCUGGUGCAAACAGAACGCGCUUCGGGUGUCUGAAGAACGAGCUCUAUGACCGUCUGACCUAUGAUCUGAAAAGAGCCGUCAUGCCCGCAAAUCUUGACAACACCGUCACGUUUGACGAGUUUACAAAGAUUUGUGGACAGGAAGAUAGACUUCUAGGGCAUGGGUACAUCCAGAACAAGAAAUGGGAUUGGAAGAAGGUAAAAAAGGUGACAUCUCGGGCUCCCGAGCCAUCAGGCAACAUGGAGGAGAUGUCGAGCGCACUGGCAACUGGAAAUGCCAUGUGUUGGUGGUAG